AAAAAAAAAAAAAAAAGUCGACUGGCCGUGUCCCAGUGAAAACACAGCAGAGCGGCAGGAAUGCAGCGCUCGGACCCGGGCAGCCCCAGCAGCUCCUCCGUCAGACGUGACGUCGCUGCUGGUUCCCCGCAGAAAAACUUCACUCCGAAGAAAGUUUUCUAGAAGGGAGAGACAGAAGAGGGGGGGAGAAAAAAAAAAAAAAAAAAAAAGAAAAGCAGCGAGCCCGAAAAUACGCGGAGCCCCGGAAUGUGCAGACGCUCGGUUCUCCAACAUUUCAGCCAUCUGUCGAAAUGUUUCUGCGCUCCUGUCGAUGCAUGGACUCGGUCGCUGCUCUUGUGGCGCUUAUUUAUUUAACGGUGUUGUUGUCGAGAAGCUCCCUGUGUAGCAGCGAGGAGGACGAUGAGGUCCUGGGGAAAAACCAGCUCGCUGAAUACUACAGAAAAGGUCUCUUCAUCCUGGAGAGCGUUACGCUGAAGCGCUGCGUGACGGUGAACGGCUCCAAUGUGGUGCUGGACGAUUGCGAGCGUCCCACACGCCACAUGCUGUGGAAGUGGGUCUCUAGGCACCGACUCUUCAACUUAGGCACCAGCAUGUGCCUGGGCCUUAACCUUUCGGACACAACGCAGCCGUUGGGCAUGUUUGAGUGCGACGCUACCUAUCUAGUGCUGUGGUGGCGUUGCCACGGGAACAUGCUCUAUGGGGCGUCAGAGUGGAAGGUGACGGUUUCCGGACGUUUGGUGGUGGUAAGAAAGAACAUGUACCACGAGUGGAAAAGGUACAACACUCCCAAAGAAGGCCCCUGCUCACAUCCAUAUGAAGAAAUCCACACUCUUUUGGGAAAUGCACACGGAUAUUCUUGUGUUUUUCCUUUUAAUUACAACAACAAGUGGUACGCUGAGUGUACAACUGAGGGCCGGGAGGAUAAUCUUCACUGGUGUGCCACUACUGAUCGCUACGAUCAGUCUGAAAGAUGGGGCUUCUGCCCAGUUAAAGCUUCCAGUUGUGAUCAUUUCUGGGAGUCGAACCAGGAGCUCAGCGCGUGCUACCAGUUCAACCUGUACACCAUCCUCACCUGGAGUCAGGCGCUGUCCACCUGCCUCGCUCAAGGAGGGAAUCUGUUGAGCAUCACCAGCCUGGCUGAGCACAGGUAUAUCCGAGAUCGACUGGCAAAUGUUGGUGCGAUGGUGUGGAUUGGACUGAACCACCUUAAGGACGGGUAUGGAUGGAAAUGGUCCGAUGGCGCUCCCUUGUCACUGGUGAAUUUUACUACAGCUCUGGCCGCUGGACCGCUAGAGACCAACAUGCCUUGCGGAGUGUACAACUCUGCCUAUGGAGGCCAGUGGCAGAGUCUCUCCUGCGAGUCCGCCCUGCCUUACAUCUGCAAGAAGACACCGAACAACACCGGCAUAGUUGAGCCACUAGAGAACUGGCAGUACAUCCAUACCGAGUGCGCUGAUGGCUGGUGGCCUCAUAAUGGCUUUUGCUACCAUGUGCUGGCGGAAAAAGACUCUGGAAGCUGGAAGGAGUCGUCCCGAGCCUGUGGCUCUCUGGGGGCAAAGCUCAUCAGUCUCCGUUCCUUGUCAGAGGCGGAGAUGCUGCUUAACCUGCUGGCUAACUAUUCCAGGGAAGUCACAGAGGUCUGGAUUGGUCUGCGGAAGCAGGGGCCAUCGCCAGGUGUAGAGUGGUCAGAUGGUUCACCAGUAACUCUGACUCUCUGGGACCAGUAUCAGCCUGUGCUCAACCUGACAGAUUCGACACUUUGCAUCACAAUGGAGACAAAGAAAGGUAACUGGCUCUUGGCCCCAUGCGAUGAGCAACACCCUGCUGUAUGCAGAAGAGAAAGCCAGAGUCCUGUUCAGCACAGAGGAACCUGGGAUGAAGGAUGCCCUGCGGGUUGGAAGAGACACGGUCACUCCUGUUACACAGUAACUAGUCAUGAGCAGACGUUUGAAGAUGCGGCGUUGGGAUAUUACUGCAUGUCUUCUCUCCUCACUGUGGAGAACAGGUUUGAGCAGGCUUUUGUCAACAGUUUGCUGAGUGCGAAUGGAACCAACAGCAGCAUGAACUAUUGGAUCGGCCUCAAGGACCAGGAGAAGAAGGGGGAGUACAGGUGGCUUCCUCACAACGGCUCCUCUCUGCCUCUCACCUUCUCGAACUGGAACAAGCAUCAACCUGUUAGUGCUGGUGGCUGUGUCGUCAUGUCUGGCGGUCCUGCUUUGGGUCACUGGGAGGUGAAAGACUGCAAAUCCCACAAGGCUUUGUCGGUGUGUAAGAUGAGCAGCAGCCACAGUGAUGCUGGCCUGCCAGAGCGCCACAUUGAUGCUUACGCCCCCUGUCCUCCAGGCUGGGAAUCACACUCUGGACUGCUCCACUGUUUUAAGGUGUUCCACGAUGAGAAAGUCUUGAUGAAGCGCUCCUGGGUGGAAGCAGACUUCUUCUGCCAAGCCCUCGGGGCUCAGCUGGCCAGUUUCCAGCACUAUGAGGAGCAGGUGUUUGUUAAGCACCUGCUCAGCACCAUGUUUGAAGGAACAGAGGGCCGCUGGUUCUGGGUUGGUUUAAAUAAGAGAGACCCCGACCACCCUGGAGCCUGGGAGUGGUCCGACGGCUCUCCAAUAGUGACGUCUUUCAUUGAAGAUAAGAACGAGGAGGAUGACAGGAAGGACUGUGCUGUGUACAGCGACCUGACUAACAACAUGAUGCCACGGCCUUGUGACACCAAACAUGAGUGGAUCUGCAAGCUGUCCAGAGGUGAUAAGCUGAAGAAACCUUACUGGUACACUGAACAGAGCCAGGCCUGGGUGUUUUACCGAGGAGCCGAGUACUUGCUGGCUAAUCAACCCUACAACUGGCAUGCAGUCUCUUUGGCUUGUCAGAUGAUGGGAGCCCACCUGCUAUCCAUUCACUCCAGGGAAGAGUCGCAAUUCAUCAAGGAGCGCUUACGACGGUUCUCCCUGGGACACACCGACUGGUGGAUUGGCCUUUCCUUUGGCCCACCUGGAGAGGAGGUCAGGUGGAGCGACAAAACGGAGAUAGAUUUUCAGAACUGGGCUGAUGGCGGUUUAAACAGUGAUCUCAAAAAAAGCUGGGCGUGUCUCUCCAUGUCUUCAACAGGGAAGUGGUCGGUAAAGAAAUGCAGCGAACUUCACGGCUACGUGUGCAAGAGAAGGACGGUAUCUGUGGUGGAGACUCCCCAGGAGCCACACUACAUUGGAGCAUGUCCAGAGAAGUGGCUCUACUUCGGACACAAGUGCCUCCUGCUUCACCUCCCUGGCAGUCCAAACGAAGGAAAGAGUUGGAAAGACGCCCAGUCCAUCUGCUCUUUGUUUCAAGGCUCCCUGGUUGCCAUAGAAGAUGAGAUAGAACAAGCCUACAUUACCAUGCUGCUCCAGGGAAGCUCUGUAGGUGUGUGGAUCGGUCUGCGAGAUGAGGACACAAUGAAAUGGACCAAUGGAAAACCAGUCAGCUACACCAACUGGUCUCCAGUUGAACCAAAGAGUUAUCUUACUGAUGACUGGCUCAGUGGGGCUGCCGAUGAACCCCUCUGCACCGUUUUGUCAAACAACCACAAUUUCCACCUCACUGGGAAAUGGUACGAUGAGAAGUGCAGCGAGAGCGGGUAUGGCUUUGUUUGUCAAAAACCUCAAGACACAUCCAAACCCCCCACCCACUCCUAUCACCACCCUCUUCCUGACAAUAUUGAGUACAGGAGCACCACCUACAAGGUUGUGUCUGGCAACAUGAGUUGGUACGACGCGAUGCACAUGUGCAUAGAAAAUGAUUCUGAGCUAGUGAGCAUUACAGAUGCCUACCACCAGGCUUUCCUUACUGUCCUUGUCAACAGAUUGGACGGCCCACAUUGGAUUGGACUGUACAGUCAAGACAGUGGCAUCAAUUACAAGUGGUCAGACGGCAGUGACACAGUGUACACACACUGGGACGCAGCUGAUGAUGAUGAUGACGACUUUGUGACUGGAGAGUGUGUGUACAUUGACGUGAACGGAGGCUGGCGGAGAGCAGACUGUGAGACUCCGUUGCCAGGAGCGCUGUGUCACAUUCCCCUGCCCAACAGUAAACCAUUUGUCUCGUACGAGAUGUCCUGUCCGCACACCUGGGUGAAGUUUGGACGAGGCUGCUACGACUUUGAGCCGGUGGUUGAAAAACUCACAUUUGAAGAGUCAAGAACCCGCUGUAAACAGAAAGUCAACACCUCAGACAUCCUGACCAUUGAAAGUGAGACAGAGAACCGCUUUGUUCUGGAGCAGCUGCGUUCUUCCGGGUCCCUUCACCGCACUAUUUGGUUGGGGAUGUACUUCAACGUUGAUACUGAUUCAAUGGCCUGGGUUGAUGGCUCACCGACGGACUACACCAACUGGGCAGAUAAAGGCCCAGACACCAAGCAGCUCACUGCAGACACCUGUGUUACAACCAGGGUGAUUGAUGACGUGUGGCGUCUGUCGACAUGCGGAGGGCAGCUCGGCUUCAUCUGCAAAACUGUCUCAGAUGUAGCCACUAAGGUGGAGGUGGAACACAUUAAUGGUUUGCAUCAUGGCAUCAUCCCUGCUGCAGUGGUGGUGGCAGUAUUGAUCUUCGCUCUGCUGGCAGGGGCGAUGUGGUUCCUGUACAAGAGAAACCCGGCUCGCUUUCGCGGCUUCCCCUCGCUCGGCAGCGCUUAUUACAGACAGACCAACUCUCAGGCAACAGAAUCAGAUGGAAAUGUUCUGAUUACAGACCUGGAGGCUCAUUCAGGGGAAUAGCACCCAGGGACUUUGGCAAUUUAUUGGCCUUUCUGUGUAUCUCAGCAUUUUCCUGUCUGGUGUAUAGGCCAGGUGAAAUCUUAAAGCUGCAACACAAACCUCCUCAGCACCUCAGGGCUGAGAUGAUGACAGUGGAUGUGUUUGAAGGAUCCCAUUGACUCUGAUUCAGUUUUAUUUAAAGCAUUCAGCUGGGGAUAGAGUGGGAGUCGAUCCCUUCUGCAGACAAGGAGACGCAGUAUUUGAAUUAAUGCUUGAACUAAGAUCAGAUUAUUUGAAAUAUUCAGGAUAGCAGGGAACUUGAAGUUUAGGAGAUUAACAGAAUGUUUUUAAUCAAAACUGCAUGAAAUUCAUUUGUUUAUAUGGUAGCAGUUCAGUGCAGAAAACGAUUGAUUUCAACGAUUUCAAAAGAGCGAAAGAAAAUUGUGGUAAUUUCAUAUUUUCACUAAAAAACAUAAUAUUACUUAUCUGUUUCUGUAAAUGAUGCAUUCAGGAGCAUCUGGAUUUGCUGGAUCUGUACAUGUGGAACAUCAAAGUUGUCAGUAUUACUUUUUUAUUUACACGUUAUUUUGUAUGUACACAUUCUGUAUAUUGACUUACGAGGUUUUUUUUUUUGAAGUGCUAGCAAUGUCCUGUUUUCAUUCCAAGUUUGGUGAUCUGAAGCAAAUUUUAAAAAAUGCAUUUUGUAUAGUUUUAUUUACAUUUAAUUAAAUUGAGGUGAGAUUAAACCAUUUAUGAUUGUCAUUUUAUACAAUGCGGGGUUAUAGAAAGUCUGUGAAAUAAACUACAUCCAUUUGGAGCCUUCUACAAGUUUACCACUUUAGUUUUAGGUGAUAGGUUAUGUAUUUUUUAAGUGGACUUGUAAAUAUGAAAGAUAAUGCUACCAUGUCUAAAGAAAUUGCUGUUUGGUUCAUCAGACUGUUUCAUGCAUUUUUAAAUAGAAUUAUGUGUAUGAUUUGCAUAAAAAAAAUAUCCUAUAUACCCGAUUACAUGUUGAACCAGUUCUGCAUUUUCAACCUUUGUAAAUCUCAGCACUGAUCUCAGUAAAACACACAGUCAGUAGAGUGUUAUAUAUCAGCUGUCAGUAAAGUGCAGUCUUAGAAUCAUCAGCAAUAUCUGACAUCUAAAUGCAGAGUAUUUAAUAAUUCACAACAGCUGCAGGAAAAUCCGUGUGCAAGCAGGAGGGAGAGUUGUGUGGCGCAAAAUGUUGGGACUUCCUGUUCAGUUUGCGUGUGAUUAAAAUAUGUUUGUGUAUAAUAUA
This is a messenger RNA of Xiphophorus hellerii (green swordtail), 6012 nucleotides long. It is a transcript of the gene pla2r1, whose product is annotated as phospholipase A2 receptor 1. The record is from RefSeq and is a predicted model, not a curated record. The coding region runs from base 291 to 4754 and encodes 1487 amino acids. The transcript is spliced from 30 exons. NCBI's taxonomy places the organism in Eukaryota, Metazoa, Chordata, Actinopteri, Cyprinodontiformes, Poeciliidae.